This is a messenger RNA of Esox lucius (northern pike), 4048 nucleotides long. RefSeq names its product protein kinase C, epsilon a (gene prkcea). The record is from RefSeq and is a predicted model, not a curated record. Gene Ontology annotation, biological process: protein phosphorylation. The transcript has 16 exons. Bases 904 to 3081 code for a protein of 725 amino acids. Gene Ontology annotation, molecular function: diacylglycerol-dependent serine/threonine kinase activity; ATP binding. Lineage: Eukaryota; Metazoa; Chordata; Actinopteri; Esociformes; Esocidae.
CUGGACGGAGAUUUGAACAUGGAUGUUGUAGCCUAUCCAACAAACGCACAUACAUUAAUACUCCUAUUCAGCGCAGGGGGCAAGCGGCGCGGCUGACGCAUUUUGCGCAUUUCCUGAAGCUCGUUCCCAUUCACACAGGAAAACGUGUGAGCGCGCACUGGGAGAGGAGAGGAGAGGAGAGAAAAAGAAAAGCACAGCGAGGAAAACCAUAGCGCAAUUGCAGGAGACUGAUAGCCUGUUACUGGUUAGCUGAGUUAGCAGUGGGAGUGGAUAACAUACCACCGGAUAAGCAGACGAACAUUCCGGGAAAUAGGAAAGCCUGUGCUAGAGCCGCUUACAGCACGGGACAAGGUAGAGGGAUCGCGGAUGUCUAGGUUACCUCCCCCGUCCUGAGCCCGGGACAACAGCUGCUCAACUGGGGACAAUACAAGAUUGGUCAGGACCGGAGUCUUUCUGUUUCAUUCCUCAUCGGGCUCUUUCUCUCUUACCUCUUCAAAAGCUUUCUCUCUGCUCACCAAAAAUACCUCUUCCGUAGAGUCAUUAUUUCCGCUAAUGAUAACUGUCGCUGUAUAGUCACCCGACGGAGUGUAAACAAACACAGGGCACUGCGGGUCCUCUAUGCCGAACUGAUAUUACGCGAGCAGACUCGGUACUGGACUAGGUGUCUGACCUGUUUAGACAUUUGGAGCAAAGAAGAAGGGUGUUAUUAUAUUUAUUUUAUACCAAGUUAACGUUUUAACAGGUUUUUACAUUCGGUGUGAGGGUACAUGUGUUGACAUUUGUGACAGCGUCAGCAGGACUGCGUUGUGUUGAAUGGAUUCUGGCGUGUUGGGUCACUCAACUUUAAUGGUUAGUUAGGCUGUCUUUUUUUCUAUCUGCACACACACUUUCACCACAACGACCAUGCCUGUUUUCAGCGGGGUAUUAAAGGUGCGUGUGUGUGAGGCUGUAGAUUUAAAGCCCACCCCAUGGGCACUCCGCCAUGCUGGAGGAAAGAACUCUUCCUCAUUCCUCCUGGACCCCUACCUCACCCUCAACCUCGACCACACCCACCUGGGUCAGACCUGCACCAAGAAUAGGACCAAUUCACCAGCGUGGAACCAGGACUUUACAGCCCAGAUGACCGAAGGACGGAAACUGGAGAUGUCUGUUUUCCAUGAUGCACCGAUCGGAUAUGAUGAUUUUGUGGCUCACUGCACCAUACAGCUGGAGGACAUUCUGCAGAAUGGCAGCACCCACUACCAGGCCUGGGUUGAUUUAGAACCAGAGGGGAAGGUCUAUGUGAUCAUUCAUCUGUUAGGAUCUUCUACUGAAGCCUCAGGAGCCACUGAGAAUGUGGAGCGUGUGUUCCGAGAGCGGAUUGGUCCUCGGCGGCGGCAGGGGGCUGUGCGGAGGCGUGUCCACCAGGUUAACGGACACAAGUUUAUGGCCACAUAUCUACGGCAACCGACCUACUGUUCACACUGCCGAGACUUCAUCUGGGGAGUGCUUGGAAAACAAGGGUAUCAAUGUCAGGUGUGCACGUGUGUGGUCCACAAACGCUGCCAUGAGCACAUCAUCACUAAGUGUGCCGGAAUGAAGAAGCAAGAGGAUACACCAGAGGAGGUUGGCACCCAGAGGUUCAGUGUCAACAUGCCUCAUAAGUUUAGCAACCACAACUACAAGGCUCCCACCUUCUGUGACCACUGUGGCUCUCUCCUCUGGGGACUGAUGCGGCAGGGCCUGCAAUGCAAGGUGUGUAAGAUGAAUGUCCACAAGAGGUGUCAGGCCAACGUAGCGCCCAACUGCGGUGUGGACGCCAAAGGCAUUGCCAAAGUCCUGGCUGAAAUGGGAGUCACCCCUGACAAGAUCUGCACUAUGGCACAACGCAGGAAAAAGUUACCACCAGGGGUGGACACUGAGACGUCUUCAGACCUCUCCAAUGAGAACGCCCCCACCUCCCCCUCGCAUCAAGAGCUCGCUGAGUUGGAGCGAUUACAACAGGGGAUGUCUUCAGAGACGCACGGUUCCUCCUCUUCUUCGGCUUCCUCCUUCACCUCCUCUACCUCGCGGGAGAACGGAGUAGCAAAGAGAAGUCUGAACGACUUUCGGUUCAUUAAGGUUCUGGGUAAAGGAAGCUUUGGAAAGGUGAUGCUGGCAGAGCUGAAGGGCAGUGAGGAGGUGUUUGCAGUGAAGGUGUUGAAGAAGGAUGUAAUCCAACAAGAUGAUGAUGUGGACUGCACCCUGACAGAAAAACGCAUCCUUGCCCUGGCACGCUCACAUCCUUACCUCUGCCAGCUCUUCUGCUGCUUUCAGACCCGGGACCGUCUGUUCUUUGUGAUGGAGUAUGUAAAUGGAGGAGAUCUGAUGUUCCAGAUCCAGCGCUCCAGGAAAUUUGACGAGGCGCGCUCACGCUUUUACGCCGCUGAAGUCACCUCUGCCCUAAUGUUCCUGCACUGUAACGGGGUCAUCUACAGGGACCUGAAGUUAGAUAACAUAUUGUUGGAUGCAGAAGGCCAUUGUAAGCUGGCAGACUUUGGUAUGUGUAAGGAGGGCAUUAUCAAUGGAGUUACCACCACCACAUUCUGUGGCACGCCUGACUACAUCGCUCCUGAGAUCCUCCAGGAGCUAGAGUACGGCCCCUCCGUGGACUGGUGGGCUCUGGGUGUGUUGAUGUAUGAGAUGUUGGCUGGCCAGCCGCCGUUUGAAGCCGACAACGAAGACGACCUGUUUGAAUCCAUCCUUAACGAUGAUGUCCUCUAUCCCGUCUGGCUCAGCAAUGAAGCUGUAUCCAUCCUAAGAGCUUUUAUGACUAAGGCCCCAGCCCAGAGGUUAGGAUGCGUUUUGUCUCAAGGCUGUGAGGAGGCCAUAAAGAAACACUUGUUCUUCCAAGAUAUUGACUGGACUUUGCUGGAGCAGAGAAGACUCAAACCUCCAUUCAAACCACGCAUUAAGACAAAGUGGGAUGUGAAUAACUUUGACCAGGACUUCACCAGCGAAGAUCCAGUGUUAACCCCCACAGACGAGGCUGUUAUCAGACAGAUCAAUCAGGAAGACUUUGAAGGAUUCUCCUUCUGUGCAGAGACCGACCCAAGAACUUAGACCUGUAGCAGUUAGAUGUGUUUCUAAAGCCUGUGACUGGUUACAAAGUAGUGUGUUCAUAAAGUCUGGACACGGAGUACUGCUACAGGGUUCUGUUAUGACAACUGUCCAGUGUCCUCUAUGGGGAGAUGAACAGUACCUUGGCUCAAACACAUUUGUCAAAUACCUGUGUUAUGCUUUUGUCAAUACCUUGGAACCAGUAGAAUUGACCCUAAAAGUUCCCACUGGACUUAUGUGUCUGACCCAGAUUUUACAGAUUUUAUUGGUUUGUUUGUUUCUUGGCCAGAUAUGGAUUUUGUUUCUUAAGUGUAUGUGCAUAUGAUUUUUUUUCUUGACUGAGUAAGUUUAAUUGGUAAAUAUUUGCUUUUCACUGUAUAAUUUGCAAAUGCAUCUGUAUGCUUUUGGCUUAUUCAAACUACCUUUACCCAUUUAGACCAGAGGUCUUUUUGUGGACUAUGUAAGUCUCCCUCACACACUUUCUGUCCUGUGUGUGUGCCUGUCUCUCUGUGUAUGGUUUGUGUUUUCUGGCAGUCUUGGCGUGUGGAGGUUUGAGAUUGACAUAACUCCACCUGUCACUUUUGUUCCCAAAGUAACCAACAUCCUAAAUCCCACAUCUGAUCCAGGGAUUUUUUUUCUUCUGGUUUUCUAAAGGUUUUGUUUCCUUUUCAUGUUCUGUUUUUGUAAUAUCAAAACAGUUAGCUAGUAGAGGGAGUGCCAUUUUUCCUGCUUAAUGUACACGCAUCCUUUCCUUCUCCCUCACUUACUAUCUGGCUCUGGCUCUCUCACACGCUUCGUGAAUAGUGUUCAGUGUUGAGACUGAGUCUGUUCGUAUGGUACCCGGGCCUGUGAGGUGAGGAGGUGAUGGUAGGGUUGUUCCUAUUCACACCGUUUCAUCCGUUGCCCAAUGUCAUGUUUCACCAGGAGGGUUAUCUUGUCAAUCUGUCUUACAAUAAACCCUCAGAAACCA